Molecule: messenger RNA, 624 nt
Organism: Paramecium sonneborni
Lineage: Eukaryota; Ciliophora; Oligohymenophorea; Peniculida; Parameciidae
Source: the annotation of a GenBank genome assembly
AUGCAACAACUUUUUGAUUGUCCAAUAUGUUUAUAAACAUUGUUACAACCUAUUACUUUAACAUGUGGCCAUACUUUUUGUAAACCAUGUGUUCGUAAUAAAUACUUCUAUCAGAAUUAUAAUUCAUGUCCUGUAUGCAGAGCACCAAUUUAGAUAUACUUGAAUCAGUUUAAGGUUAAUAUCCUUUUGGAGACACUUAUCAAAUAAGAAUUCCAUAGUGAAUAAAAUUAUUAGUUAAGAGUUUAAAAUUACUAAAAGCGUAUGGAUUAAAGAAAUAGAAGAAAAUGGUAUCAUACUAUGAUGCUAAUAAUAUUCGAAUAUUCUAAAUAGAUAUGGAGAGUAAUCUAAAAGAUGUUGCCUCUCUAUCUUAUAGGUAUAUUUUUCAGUUAAAAUAGCAUAGUACUGGUAAUUUUAAUGUAUAUGAGUGUGAAAUCUAAUUUAAGGUUUGAAAAAUUGUAAAAGCAAUUUUCAAAACGUGUUAAACUUGAAAAAUUGAGUGAAGAGAUUGCUAAAAUGGUAUCUUUACUCAAAACUGAUAACUAAGAUGCUAAAGAUUUAGAUAUUCAAAAUUUGGUUUUCUCCAAAAUAGUCAAAUACUUAUUUACAAAUUGUGUGAGAUUUUGA